GUGCGACCCAAACAGCCACUGCUGAAGGUUUUGCAGGCUGCAGGAGCCCAGGGGGAAACCUUCACACUGAAGGAGGUGAUGCAUUUCCUGGGCCAGUACAUCAUGGUGAGGCAGCUGUAUGACAAGAGGCAGCAGCACAUGGUGCACUGUGGAGGAGAUCAGCUGGGAGAGCUGCUGGGCCUGGAGAGCUUCUCUGUCAAAGAUCCAAGCCCAGUCUAUGACAUGUUGAAAAGGAACCUGACUUCUGCUGCCCUGACAGAUGCUGCAGAGACUCUCCCACAGGAGCAGAGCGUCGAUAGGCCAAGCCGAGACCAGCUGAAGUUUAGCCAGCAAGAAGGAGGUUCUGUGGCUGGGAUCAUGGAGGGUGAGAGCACUGCUGCUGCUUUGUCUACCUCAGAGCAAAAAUGUGAGCAUUGUGAAGACAAAGACCUCUCUAAAAGCAAGAAGCCUAAACUGGACCUGGUGUUUGAGGAGUGGGAUGUAGCAGGCCUGCCCUGGUGGUUUUUAGGCAACCUCAGAAGCAAUUACAAGUCCAGAAGUAAUGGAUCAACAGACAUUCAGACUAACCAGGACAUAGACACUGCCAUUGUUUCAGAUACUACUGAUGACUUGUGGUUCCUCAACGAGUGCCCAGCAGAGCAGAGCAGUGCUGCAGUCAAGGUGGAAGCUGUUGGCUGUGAGGAAGUGAAAGAAGGUGACAAAAAGGUGCCUGAGGAAGAAUGUUUGCAUGACAUUGAGGAUUCUCAGUGCCUGAGUGAUGACACAGACACAGAAGCUGCUUCUGAGGACUGCUGGCAGUGCACCAAAUGCAAGAAGUUCAACUCUCCAGGCAAGAGGUACUGCUACCGCUGCUGGGCCCUGCGCAAGGACUGGUACUCAGACUGCCCCAGGCUGCCUCAUGCCUUUUCUCUCCCUGACAUUGAUGCUAUGCAAAAGAAAAAGGAGGAGGAGGAUGAAGGGAUAGAUGUCCCAGACUGCAGAAGGACCAUUUCAGCUCCAGUUGGCCAACCCAAGGAGCUGUACGUGGUAGAAGCUAAACCCCGUGGGGGUGCCUCCAGCUCUCUGGAGUCGCUGGAUUUGGCACGAGGGUGUGAGAGCAAGGAGGAGGCCCUGCUGCAUUUCCCUCAGCGUAAAAAGGAGGAGGAGGAGGAAAUACAAUCUUUGGAGAGCAUCAAAAAGUUACUCAAUCCUUGCUUCUUGUGCCAGCACAGACCACGGGAUGGGAACAUUGUCCAUGGCAGGACUGCUCACCUUGUGGCCUGCUUCAAGUGUGCGAAGAUGCUGAAGAAAAAGAGAUCUCCUUGCCCAGUGUGCAGGAAAGAGAUCGAGCUGGUGAUCAGGAUCUUCAUGGGGUAGCUGUGCCUC
Messenger RNA from Indicator indicator, 1365 nucleotides. It is a transcript of the gene MDM4, whose product is annotated as MDM4 regulator of p53. The annotation marks the transcript as partial. The transcript has 9 exons. Lineage: Eukaryota; Metazoa; Chordata; Aves; Piciformes; Indicatoridae. The record is from RefSeq and is a predicted model, not a curated record. Gene Ontology annotation, molecular function: ubiquitin-protein transferase activity. Gene Ontology annotation, biological process: protein ubiquitination; regulation of cell cycle; negative regulation of apoptotic process. Gene Ontology annotation, cellular component: nucleus.